Molecule: messenger RNA, 615 nt
Organism: Thlaspi arvense
Lineage: Eukaryota; Viridiplantae; Streptophyta; Magnoliopsida; Brassicales; Brassicaceae
Source: the annotation of a GenBank genome assembly
AUGUCUCUACCUGAAGAAGAAAUCAGGAAACUUUUCAGAGUCCACAAGACAUUGAACCAGAUGCUUAAAGACCGUGGUUAUAUAGUCACGGACUCUGAAAUUGAGAUGACUGAAGAAGAGUUUGUCGAGAAAUAUGGCGAGAACAUGACAAGAGAGGAUCGUGUUACUCUCAAGAUUAAGAGGAACGAUGAAUCUGUUAAGCUCGUUGUCAUCUUUCUGAAAGAACCAAAGCCUAAAGUCAACGAAGUUAGGCCUUACAUUAAGCGCAUGCAAUCUGAGAAAGUCUUCAGAGCAAUUUUCGUUGUGAAGGAGUCGACACGCUACGUUCUUGACUUGAUAAGCCAGACACCAAAACUUCACUUGGAAAUUUUUAUGGAGACAGAGCUUCUAAUGAACGUAAAAGAUCACGUCUUUGUUCCUGAUCAUAGAGCUCUAACAACUGAGGAGAAGAAAGCUUUGUUGGAGAAGUACACUGUGAAAGAGAAUCAGCUUCCACGUAUCCGGGUUACAGACCCAGUCGCCAAGUACUAUGGGCUAAGACGUGGAGAAGUCGUGAAGAUCAUACGCCAGAGUGAAACAGCCGAUCGUUAUGUCACAUACCGGUAUGUUGUAUGA